UAAUUGUUGGUAAUGUUUCUGAACCUAUCUCAACUCUCAAGUCAUUACACAUCUGAGAAAACAUUGUUUGUGGAAGAUGCAAAAUUCAUAUUUAAAUAGAUGAUUAUACUGUAAAAAAAAUUAUUAGAAACAACAUUUAGAAAAAACUGAUAUAAAUAAUAAUCAUGCCUAAGAAAUUUGUUGGCGAAAACAGCAAAGCUGUUGCGGCUCGUGCUCGAAAAGCUGCCGUUAAAGAAUCUGAAAACUCAAAAAAAGCUCAAGAAGCCGAAGACAAAGCGUGGAAAGAUGACGAUAAGCAAUUAUUAAAGAAGAAACAAAAACAGGAGGAGACGGAGAAGAAACGUCUGGAACAGUUACAAAAGAAAGCAGAGGUCAAAGCUCUUUUAGAAAAAGAAGUAUCUUCCAUUAAAGUUGGUGGAAAGCAACCAUUAGCGAAAGUCACUCGGGCAGAAAUUAUGGCCGAAACUGAAAAACGUAAUCAAGUUGUAAUGAAGAAAAAAGAAGAGGAGAAACCAAUUGAGGAGAAUCUCAACCGAAUUAUUCUCGAGGGCGAAACAGCUCACGGAAUUGACGAGGCCCUCUCUGUCUUGAGUGUAAAAUCGCCGGAAGUUGACAAACAUCCAGAAAGAAGAAUGAAAGCAGCCUAUACGGCAUUCGAGGAGAAAAUGAUGCCGAUAAUAAAAGAUCAAAAUCCAACACUAAGACUUAGCCAAUUAAAACAAAUUUUAAGGAAAGAAUGGAUGAAAUCGCCCGAGAAUCCCCUCAAUCAAAGACUCCUGAAUAGCUAGUCUUUAAUUUUAUUUCUAAAAAAGAAACACUGGCAAAUUGUGCAUAUAAAAACGACUGAUUUUAAUUUUCUUUUAUUCUCUUAUUUAAAAUUAUUAUCAUCGCAUCAUCAAAUGGUUGAGAAAUCGUCAAGGAGUAUAUAAAUAGUAAUUUAAUCUAUAACUCAAUUUUUUUUCGUUUUGUAAAUUAAUAAUAAUUUAUUACUCGGUACCGUAAAAGUCGUUAAGUAUAUAAACAUUAUUAUUACUUUGGUACAAAUUACAACGUGCGCACUUUAAAUAAUAUUUUUUACAUUUGAAAAAAGGUAUUUUUUUUGCCUUUUUUGACACAAGAAUUAUUACGAUGUGACAAUUUUGACAAGUGUCUUUUUUUGUGACACUUUUUUGUGUGUCUUUCGUGACAUUUACGGCGUCACUUUUGUGAAAAGUGGCAUUCGACUCAGCGCGCUUGUAAAAAAACAAAAAACAAAAAAAAAAGAAAUGGGGAAAUUAAAAAAGAGUAUUAUAUCAGAAUGUACAAAAAAAACGUGAACUAUAUCUACCUAUCUACAGAUUUUUUCGUUAUAAAAGUCUUUUAAGUUGGUACAGUAAAAAUAAUUUAUGAAAACAAGAA
This is a messenger RNA of Leptopilina heterotoma, 1398 nucleotides long. RefSeq names its product coiled-coil domain-containing protein 124. The transcript is spliced from 4 exons. Bases 165 to 788 code for a protein of 207 amino acids. Gene Ontology annotation, cellular component: nucleus. The record is from RefSeq and is a predicted model, not a curated record. Gene Ontology annotation, molecular function: transcription coactivator activity. Gene Ontology annotation, biological process: transcription by RNA polymerase II. NCBI's taxonomy places the organism in Eukaryota, Metazoa, Arthropoda, Insecta, Hymenoptera, Figitidae.